Messenger RNA from Anguilla anguilla (European eel), 3380 nucleotides. Its product is annotated as GTPase IMAP family member 7-like. Gene Ontology annotation, molecular function: GTP binding. The transcript is spliced from 4 exons. Lineage: Eukaryota; Metazoa; Chordata; Actinopteri; Anguilliformes; Anguillidae. The record is from RefSeq and is a predicted model, not a curated record. Bases 380 to 1996 code for a protein of 538 amino acids.
UACUGAGCAUGGCACAAGUGAAGAGCAAGUCUCAUGCUGCAUGCUUCACAAUCAGAGUCCAUCCUGAAUUCCUUUCUAUAGAAAAAAGGAAAACAAUCCUUGUUUAUGAUGGCACAGAUGCAAUAACAAGUCUAAACUUCAUCCAAACAUCACGUCUGGACACUAAAAUUCCGACAGGUAUCUCUGCAAUGAUAUUGAGUCUUUGGUAGGCUAAAGCAAAAGUGGUAUAAGUAUGGAGAACUGAGUAACGGUGUUCAGUUUCAUUUUCGUUGUUCAGUUCCUGUAGAAGACAGACGCAUACAAAAAAAGAGGUAAAGUUCCUGUAGAAGACAGACGCAUAUAAAACAGAGGUAAAGGAGUUAUCUGUACAGCAGUAGCCAUGUCGUCCCUGAGGCUCGUGCUUGUGGGAAAGACGGGAGCUGGGAAAAGCUCGGCUGGAAACACCAUCCUCGGAGAAAAAAGAUUUAAAGCAUGUCUUAGUUUCAAAGCCGUAACUACUAAAUGUCAGAAAGAAGAGGGAGAAGUGGAUGGUAGGACAGUCAUGGUGGUCGACACGCCUGGCAUAGCUGACUCAAAGGUUUCUGGGGAGGAUGCAAAAGACAGGGUAGCAGAAUGUUUCCCAAUGAGCGCCCCAGGACCACAUGCAUUCUUGCUGGUGAUAAAAUUGGGCAGGUUCACACCAGAGGAGAAACAAGCAGCAGGGGUGAUUGAAGAAGUGUUUGGUGAGGCUGCUUUAAAGCAUACUAUGGUCCUCUUUACCAAUGGAGAUCAACUGGAAGACCCUGAUGAUCUACAAACCUUAUUAAAGGAAAGUGAAGAGAUGAGCUAUCUUCUUGAUAAACUAAAUUGGAGGUAUCAUAUUUUUAAUAAUAAAGUGGAUGAUCGUACUCAAGUAAUUGAACUCCUGAAUAAGAUUGAUCAAAUGGUGGGUGAGCGAGGACACUACACCAGAGAGCUGUUCCAGGUGGCAGAAGAGAAGAGAAAAGAGAAACAGGAGGAGGAGCGCUUGAGGAGAGAAGAGGAUGAACUCAGAAAAGUGUGGAAAAAGAAACCAGAAAUGAGGAUACUACUAUUCGGGAACACUACGGAAAGUAACAGGACUGCAAGAGAAAUCAUCCUGAAAGAGAGAUGUCAGUAUUCAGGUACAGACGGAUGUCAAAAAACAAACGGAGAAGUCCUUAGGAGGAGAGUAAGUGUGGUUGAAACUGUAGGACUCUCUGAUAUGCGCAGAAUGAAGUCAAAGGAGGACAGCUGGCAUGAAAUCCUGUUGUGCGUCAGCUAUACUUCACCAGGACCUCAUGCCUUUGUCAUUGUAGAAAGGUCUCAAGAGGACAGUGCAGAGAGGGAGGACAUAUUGAAGCUGAUCAAAGAUGUGUUCGGUGACCAGGCCUUGAAGUAUGUAAUGUUACUGGCCAUUGAAAAUGGCGAGCGUCAUGUCAGCAAAGCUCCACAUAAGCAUAAACAUCUACCUACACAUAUAUUUGACGGCUCAAGGAACCUCAAGCAAAUCACAUCACUGCUAGAGCAGAUAGACAAAAUGGUGGAGACAAAUGGUGGAAGCUUCUUCACUUGUCAGAUGUAUUUCACCGCUGAGACAGCCAUCAAAACAGCACUAUAUAAAUUUCGGGAGGAGAGAAUGUUAGAGAUAACCCAAACAGAACAUAAUUUAGAACGUAAAAAGGAGGAUAUAAAUAUCAGAAAGUAUGCAGAAAAAGAGAAUUCAUUUGUAAGUACUUAUAAAGUUGCAAUUAUUAUGGCAGGAGUAGGAGCUCUGUUGGGUGGUACAAUAGGAGCAUUCGUGGGGGGCACCGGAGGAACUGUAGUGGGGGGCCCAGCAGGAGCUGCAGUGGGGAGCGCAGCAGGAGCAGUGGUUGGGGGGAAAAAAGGAGCAGCGGCUGGGGCAGCAAUAGGAGCAGGUAUAGCAGGUGCUGUGGGAGUAAUAACAAAGGGAUUAAUAUCAAAACAGACUGAGAAAAACGAGAAAAAACAGAAAUGAUUUGUACAGCUUCUGCUUUAAGGCCUUUAUUCAAUCAACAAAAUCAAAACCAUCAUAACUUUUGAUUUAAGGGAUUAUGUUUGAUUUGAAGGGAGGGGGGAAGAAAUGAAAGAGAAGUCAUGUGGCAAAUCUUUAUUAGGAUCUUAGACAGCAGGUUUUACAUGGCAGAAUGUUAUACAUUAGUUUAAAAUGGCAAUACAGUUACCUGAUCCAUACAAAUAUUUCUACACAAGGUUCUGAGAUAUAUGGGAUCCCAUUCCAGCAGACUGCAGUCUCCAAUAUUGAAUUUCAUGUACCCUAUACGUUGCUGGUGAUGAGUUACUGUGGUUGGGGUAGGUUUAUCUCAUUAUGUUCAUAAUGAGUCCUUAGCAACAGACCGUUCAGUCAGGUAUGAUAUUGUAGCAGACUUGACCUGCAAUUAAACAGGAGUCAGUGUAGCAUGUAAAGACAGGUGACCUACUGACAGAAAGUCUGAUCCAGAUCAAGUCUGAUAAACUGUAAAUAGCAUGGCUGUUAAGCAGAGAAAAUAGCCAACAUUGCAACCUAUGUAACUGCAGCUAGCUUGCAACAAUUAUUGCUAGCUUUUACUUUCAAGCAAAAUUAGUUGAACAUAUUGUAUAUGAUGCCAUACUUGCCUAAUUCCAGCUUACUGUCUGAUCUUUAAGAAUUUUUAUCUUCUAUUACAUUGUACUAUGACAGGAUUGUCAUUUGUGGCGAUUUUGAUAUCCACAUUGACAACUCUUCUAAUGGCUUUGCCAGUAAAUGUGUACAUAUUAUAGAAUAUUUUCAUUUUAAAUGAAACCAAAAGGUGGGACCAUAUUUCCACUUUUUUAGCCACUCUUCAUUGGAUGCUGUAUUGUUUUAGAAUUGAUUAAAAUUUUUUACUCAUUGCUUUUAAAGCACUACAUGGUCUGGCCCCUAGCUAUAUCUCUGACCUUGUAACCCCAUAUAUACCAGUGUGGAGUCUGGUGCUCAGGAAGAGCCCUCUUGGCUGUUCUGUAAUCUUGAAAAAGAGGUCUAAGGGUUGACAGGCUUUUGCUGUUAGAACCCCCAUGCUCUGGAACAGCCAGCUUGAGGAUAUCAGACUGGCAAACUCUGUGUCCUCUUUUAAAUCGCCUCUUAAAAUUUACUUUUAUCGGAAAGUAUUCAUUUAGUGUUUGACUCAUUUAUUUUUCGUUCUUGUUUCAUGCUGUUUAUAGAUCACUUUUAAUUUUCUUUUGAUAUUAAUUUCUCUUUUUUAUUUCUAUUAUAUUAUCUGAUUAUUAUUUUUAUUUUAUAAAUCUGUCUUCAAAAGUGCUAUACAAAAACAUUAUUAUUAGAUUUGCUAGACAGUUGUCUAAUGCCUUCAUAAACAACUUCACAUGUCCACACAAUAAAGCCCCAA